UGUGAGCUGCCUCCUUCUGCUGUGUGCACAUUGCAGAGGUGGUGGUGCAAUAAUAGCCAGCUGCGGGCGGAGUGUGUGUAAGUGUGUGCAUGCCGCCGCUGGGUGUCUUCACUCCGGCUUCACUGUCGACAACACAGGCGGGUCUGUGUGUCCGUGCUUUCCGGAAGAGAGGGUGUGACACAUGGGACACAUCUCGGGUCAGCAGCUGAUCCUGCUUCUCGUUUGCACAGAAAGCAGCAUGGAAGCCUCUCUGCGGGUGUGUGUGUAUAAUCGGCUGUGAGUGGAGAGGAUCAAACAGGCGGGACAUCCCUGUCUCCGGAUCCCUUUCACUGGAACGCGCUCACACACGCCCGAGCUCUCGUUUGGCUCCGGUGGGAGGGUGAGCAUUGCUACCGGAGGCCGGCCCAGGUCACGUUGAUGCUGGCGGGCGCUCCACGGUACUGUCCCCGCCACCUGCUCCAGCGCUGCCCCCACCUCCCGGCCCACCCACCAUGGCUACGAGCAGUGACCCUGGCCGUGAGCGGCUGGACCCCGACUCUGAUAAACAGACCAGCAGUCUCACCGACAUUAUGAGUGCCAUGACCACAAAAGACUCUGAUGGCUCUGCUACCAACGGCGUCAGGAAUGGCGUGGCUCAGCAGGAGGGGGCUCAUGCCAAGAGGACCCAUGCUUUGCGACCUUACUUGACCGGAAGGAAGUUGUCGCUGCAGGAGAGAGGCACCUACAUGUCGUCAGGAGGAGGGUACACGCACAUUUCCCCUCGUGUGGCUCGCAGGCCCUGCGUGGAGUCCAAACGUGUGUCCAUAUCAGACGCCCAGGACUGUAUCCAGUUGAACCAGUACAAGCUGAAGAGUGAGAUUGGAAAGGGCUCCUACGGUGUGGUUAAACUUGCCUACAAUGAGGAUGAUGACAAACAUUAUGCCAUGAAGCUGGUUUCCAAGAAGAAGUUAAUUAAGCAGUGUGGUUUUCCACGUCGCCCACCCCCAAGAGGACCCAAGGCGGCUCAAGGAGAGCAGCCCAAAAUCUUAGGACCCCUGGAGAGGGUCUACCAAGAGAUCGCCAUCCUCAAAAAACUGGACCAUGUCAACAUUGUGAAGCUGGUGGAGGUACUGGAUGAUCCAGCGGAGGACAACCUUCAUAUGGUGUUUGAGCUGAUGCCGAAAGGUCCAGUGAUGGAGGUUCCCUCAGAUACUCCUUUGUCAGAGGAGCAGGCGAGAUUAUACUUCAGAGAUGUCAUCCUGGGCAUGGAGUACCUGCACUACCAGAAGAUUGUCCACAGGGACAUCAAGCCCUCUAACUUGCUCCUGGGGGACGACGGCCACGUGAAGAUAGCGGAUUUUGGGGUCAGCAACCAGUUUGAAGGCAACGAUGCCUUACUGUCCAGCACUGCUGGCACUCCUGCAUUUAUGGCCCCAGAGACCCUUUCAGACGCGCGAAAGAGCUUUAGUGGAAAAGCACUGGAUGUGUGGGCCAUGGGAGUUACACUUUACUGUUUCGUUUUUGGAAAGUGCCCCUUUAUUGAUGAGUACAUAUUGGCUUUGCACAAUAAGAUAAGGACCAAGCUUGUGGAUUUCCCAGAAACACCAAAUAUCAGUGAAGAGCUGCGGACUCUGAUCCUGCGGAUGCUGGAUAAGAACCCGGACACCAGGGUUACCAUCCCUGAGAUCAAGCUGGACCAGUGGGUGACCCAGGGGGGCACUGACCCCUUGCCACUGGAGGAGGAGCACUGCUCCGUGGUGGAAGUGACGGAGGAGGACAUCCAGAACUCAGUCAAGUUUGUUCCCAGCCUCUCUGCAGUGAUUUUGGUGAGAGCCAUGCUGAGGAAGCGCUCCUUCAGUAACCCCUUCGAGUGUCCAAGCAGGAGAGAGGAGCGCUCUAUGUCUGCACCAGGCAGCCUGCUAAUGGACUCGUGGCCCUUCCGGCCCUCUUUAAAAAUGCACCCCUCCCUCAGAAAGGGCAGCACAGGAGAUGGACCCAGAGAAGGAGAGCUGGAGGACCUGCAUGAAGACGAGCCCUCCUCUUGAGUCUCUCAACAGUCUUAAACUCCAUCCCAACAUACAUCCCUCUGCUUGUCCACCGGUGUACUCUCCACUUUAAUCUGCUGAUCGACUCGAGUUCACAUUCAGACUUGUUUGCUCGGGCUUGCUUUUUCUUCCUGAUCUGCCCUUCUACAAUGUGGAGACUCUGGGCAUUUAGUUUGUUCUUCAAUGUCGCUUGUCUUAACUGCUCUCCCACUUCCUGUUGUGACUGGCAUCAGUGAACCGAUAGGGGGAACUCUGCAUCAUUACCAGUUGAAGACGGACACAAACAUGUUUUUCAGCUGGCAUUACAAUGAUGUGGGAAAUAAACUGUCAAAACACGUCUGCAUGGAUGAAUAGUUAAACCGUCAUCAUCACACUGUCUAUAGCCAGCCUGACAAGGAGAAUAAUCCUCACAGCAUGUAAAUGGCAUUAGAUUGUCUCUUCAGUGAACUACAGGAUUGUUUUCUUUCUGAUAUUGUACAUAGAUGUCUUGAGGUAUCAUCAAUGUAUCGUCUCACAGCCCUUUUCUUGUUUUUAUGCCAUCGGUAGCUUUUAUGUUUGAGCUGGGUGAUGGAAUCCUUCCUGUGCUGCCUUCCAGGGCCCACCUUGUUGGAUUCCUCUGACAGGAAGUCAGCUGUCUACGGGUGAUCGCACAGAAAGGCCAGUGACUUGGCUAUGCUCCAACACAUUUCAAAGUUACUUUGGUCGCUGUGUUAUUUGAAACCUUUUCUGUUAGAAGUCAUUUCACGCUUCCUUUUCAACUCCUUCGUGUCUGAUAAUUGUUCUCCUGCACCGUCCCUUUCCUUCCGUAUCCUGUUGUACUGUUUGAUCCAAUGUGAAGUCAUGGCGACAGAGGUCGGAGCACUUGGAAGUGUUGUUUGUUGUUUGAUGGUGAGUCAGAACAGACUGUAAUUUCCCUUUUUAAAAAUCCCAUUCUUGGAUUCAGAGCUUGUUUGAAAGCAUGCAUAAUCGUAUUGUCCAAGUUAAACAUCAAUGUGCGCUCUUACAGAAGAAAUUGAAUUAUCCAAGGGACUGUGUACAAAUUAUUACUGAAGGAGAGGUCAGAGAUGUGGCAGGGUUGUUAUGUUUCCUUUUAGCUGAGGAAUGGUUAGUCUGAAUGUUUUGGAGAAAAGGAGAAGGGUCUUUUUAUUAGUCUAAUGUCCCACAUUAAUAAUUCAGUAUUCCCUUGCACAUGGCUCUCAAAGUCACAGCAGAUCAUAAAACUGUGCUGAGCUGUGACAAAUGUUAUCUCUACAAAAAGUAAUAAUCUCCUUUACUUUCUUAUGCAUAGUAACACAAAUGUGUUAAAAAAUAGUAGAUGUGUCAUAAAAUGUCAGCCACACUUUUUGAAAUGAUUAAUUCCAUUUAUUGUGUAAAGAAUUCUUCCUCAAACACAGAGAUAUGAUUUAAAUAUAUUUUAUAAAAUAAUUGAUUACAUUUAAAUUAGGUUACAUCACAUAGAAUUAUUGAGAAGUCAGAGCUAGGGUUAAAUUAAACCGUAAUUAAUGCUGGAAAGGGUUGUGCGAAUAAAAGAUCUCAGCGAUUUUUGCAAGGUCCCUAACUAGAUUUCCUGGCUAACAUUUUGAAGGUCAAACUAGCCAUACGUGUGUCGAGCUGCGUUGGCUAGUUAGUCAGCAUCCUAACCCUGUGAGAUCAAAACAAUUGGUGGCAUAUGAAAUAUCAUUUAUUUGUGUGAUUGAAGUCCUUUGUUUGCCAUUUAAGCUUGAUUGCCAAACUUCAAAAUAAGUCAAAUCUGUGGUCUGCAGUGUCUACGCUGUCUCAAAUCAACGAUAGAUCUCUUCCUCCUCCGCAGCUCUCCUUCAGAUAAUGUUUGUACAACUCCAUUCUGCUCUUGCCUGGGUCUGAAAGAGAGCGUGCUUAUCUGGCAGAGUGCUCUGAGCACUUGAACCGCAGUGAAAAGAGCAUUUCAAUGUCACGAUUAGACCCAGACUGCCAACAACAACACACUGCAUCCACUUCAGUGCCGUCCCCGGUGUGGCUGAUUAUAAACGGGGGUGGGGGGGGGGGGGGGGGGAAGUGCAGCGUUUUGCAUUUCCUUUAUUAAACUUGCCCUCAGUAUCCGCAGUAAAGGAUGCAUACUAAAGCACAGAGAGCAGAGAGGGGUUGGUAGAAAGUGUUGCACACAUUGAGCCUCUGUGUUUAGAGAUGUAUGUCCACACUGUCAGGAAAGUAAUGCACAAAGACCAUGGGUUCUUGGGAAUGUAAAGCUUUACAUAUAUUUUUAUUUAAUUGUUCCGUAAAAAAGGUAUACGUGUUGAAUGUUGUAAAUGCUGAUUGACAUGAGGGCUUUUUUAUUUAAUGCAACCUUUAUUUUUUUGUUUCCAGAGGACAGGUUAAGGAAGCCCUGAGAUCCUUUUGCAGUUAACCUUCAAUGAAGGACUGUUUGAACCAAAAAUAUUACAUUUGUAUGUCUUAAGGUGACUGUUUAUAACUUACAACAUUCUUUUGAGGUUUUCUUUAAGUCUCUGGGUGUCGCCAGCUUUACAUGUGUGUGUUUGUACUGACAGACUGUUGUCAGUGCCAGAUGUGCAAUAUUGUCGUCGUCCUUGUCAUUGCUGCAUUGUUGACAUUGUUGAAAAAACUAAAGUACUGGUUAUAUUUAAAUAUUUGCACAUUUUCACUUACAGAAAGCAUCUUAAAAAUACUGGUGCCUGCCAGCUAUUCAAAAUUGUACAAUUUAUGAUAGAGGAAAAAAACUGUGGUUCACCUGUAAAAGACCAUAUUAACUGUGUAUGUUCUCAAAGUCUCCCGUGCUUUUGAUAACAAUCUGCAUGUCACAGCAUUGCUCCUUGUUUUUUGAGAUUUCUUUUAUAAAUGAAACUAAAUAUUAUUCAAUUUAUUUUUUCUGUAAUUUAUUCUGCUGUCUGUUUCAAAAGAACGCUGUAACAGCUGCAGUGACAAAAUCUGCAUGUCCACAUAGAGACAGAAAUUGUGAAUGUUGUGUAACCGCAGCUAGGCACUUGUGGAGUUUACUGCUGUAAUGAUGAAGAAUACUACACCACUGUCAUCCCCAUUAUAUGAGCAGCUGGAGAUAGCAGCUUUAUGUCCAAUAUCCCCAGAGACACAGUGAGGGAUGAUCACUAACUGCCCUUAAAGAUUGAACAUUAAGCCUCCAGCUAUAGAACCAAACUGCUACCCUUAUUCAACAGCUAACAGCCUGUUUAUAUUAAUUCUGACCUCUGCAAAGGUUAUGUUUAAAGGGAUAAUUAACCCACAGCUAAAACUCAACAACCUAUUUUCCCUCUUACCUGUUGUGCUGUUUAUAAAUAUGACUUUGAUUUGCAGAGUGUUGGAAAGAUGCUAAUCUUCUCUCCAUACAAUGGGACAAGAAGUAACAUAAAUAGAGAAAAUGUGUUAUAAAAAUGGUAUAAUUAAAUGGCCAUCAUGUAAUCGUCACCUGUAUGACUCUUUCAAUGCUGCACAUUUCAUCCUUGGAGAAAGCCUUAAUACUUCAAGGCAUAGGGGAUUUUCUCAAAUGUAGCACAAAUGUUUUCUUUUUGAUGCAGAUACGGGUCCAGAUACUGAUUAAAUACACAUUUUAAAUUGUGUUACUGGAGGUUUGUGCACCCUCUUAAGUUCAGUGUUAGUGAAAAAAAAUCAAUGGGUGCAAUUGCAGCACUGAGAGUGAGUCACAGGAAUAAUUCCUCAUGAUUUCAGGUCAUUGUAUCCAAAGGAGGAGUGUGGCAGAGUGUACAUAAUGUUCAGUUGGGGAGGAUUUAUACGGCUGCUCUGUAUUUCAUGUGACUGUCCUGAUAUUUUCCUGAAGGUGCCUGCCGUCUCUGCGUCUCGUGUUGUCUCGUGCAUUUUUUCUGAAUGUACUCUGGCUCGUCACAAAUUCAAAAACAGAAGCAUGGCACAUCCCUAUGGAAUGCAAUGUAAAUAUGUACCAAUAUAUAUGAAGAAGCUAUUUUUUGCAUGCUUUUUGUAAGCCCAGACAUAAUCAGAGACAAUAAAAAAAUACAUUCUGAGUUAUUUA
Messenger RNA from Trematomus bernacchii (emerald rockcod), 6018 nucleotides. It is a transcript of the gene camkk1a, whose product is annotated as calcium/calmodulin-dependent protein kinase kinase 1, alpha a. The transcript has 17 exons. Lineage: Eukaryota; Metazoa; Chordata; Actinopteri; Perciformes; Nototheniidae. Gene Ontology annotation, molecular function: protein kinase activity; ATP binding. Gene Ontology annotation, biological process: protein phosphorylation; CAMKK-AMPK signaling cascade; activation of protein kinase activity. The record is from RefSeq and is a predicted model, not a curated record. The coding region runs from base 492 to 2024 and encodes 510 amino acids.